CCAUAUCAUACCCAGACAAAUCGAGGUUUGCGCAGUCUCGUCUUCUUCUUCUUGGUUUUCAUCCUGUGGCGGCAGAGGAAAUGACAGAAGAAGAAGAGGGAGAAAGAGGGGUGACCCUCGAGGAUUUGAAGAAGAAAAUGGCUGAUUUUGCAAAGGAGAGAGAUUGGGAUCAGUUUCAUAGCCCUAGAAAUCUCCUCUUGGCUCUGGUGGGGAAAGUAGGAGAGUUGUCUGAGAUAUUUCAGUGGAAAGGAGAGGUCCCAAGGGGACUUCCCGAUUGGAAAGAGGAAGAAAAACAACACCUUGGUGAGGAGCUAUCAGACGUGUUGCUAUACCUUAUCAGGCUCUCUGACAUAUGUGGUGUUGAUCUUGGUAAAGCUGCUCUUCGUAAGGUGGAAAUCAAUGCCAUCAAAUACCCAGUCAAGCUUUGCGAAGGCUCCUCUAAAAAACACACCCAAAUCACCACCUCAGAUGGCUUAGACACAACCACCACUACUACCACCACCACCACCACCAGUUCUGCCACCAACAGCAACCACCGUGGUCUAUAUGCUUAUGGUCUUUGA
Molecule: messenger RNA, 563 nt
Organism: Ilex paraguariensis (yerba mate)
Lineage: Eukaryota; Viridiplantae; Streptophyta; Magnoliopsida; Aquifoliales; Aquifoliaceae
Source: the annotation of a GenBank genome assembly